This is a messenger RNA of Anopheles funestus (African malaria mosquito), 8479 nucleotides long. RefSeq names its product centrosomal and chromosomal factor (gene corto). The record is from RefSeq and is a predicted model, not a curated record. The coding region runs from base 1597 to 3864 and encodes 755 amino acids. Lineage: Eukaryota; Metazoa; Arthropoda; Insecta; Diptera; Culicidae. The transcript has a single exon.
GUUCUCCGAAAACGGCUGUGCUGCUGCGAAUGGCCGACCUGGCUGUCAUUCGCAAAAGAAACUUCCACUAGAGCGCUUGCAGAGCGCCCGAAGAAACCGCGCCAAGGAUACCCUUCCAAGGAAAGGGCCGCGAUCGUAGAGUUAAGGGGUUUUAUUUUUUUCGUUCUGGUGAGAGAGAAAAGAGAGCAGAGCCCUGUGAGCAAGUGAGCAGAACCGAGUGCGCCGAACUAAAGGGUGUGUGCAGGCAAUAUCAAGAAGAAAUAUCGGAGCAUUGCGUACGGGUGUACUGAGGAGUGAGUGAAACGGAGCACUACACACAGCGUAACCCGAUAGAGAAAGCGAGAAAGAGGCUGUGUGUGCAUGUGAUAGCGAGUGUGUGUGUGCGUGUUUGCACGAGUGUAUAGUAUAUCAGAAGAAGAGCAAGAAGUGCCACCGAGUGAAGAAGGUGGCAGAAAAUCAAUAGUCCUUCUUUGGUCCUUCGAAUCGGUACCCGAGUGUGGAGGCAAAAUAACGCAAAGAGUACGCAACCACUUCGCAUCGCCAGUGAGUGAAUGUUGCGGUGCACACGUGUGUGUUUGUGUGCAAGGUGGAAAGGUGCAAAAAAUCCGCUUAACUAAGCAGGCGGUGGUGUUGUAAAGCAACAGCAGCAGUGCUUGUGCGGGGUUUCUCGAAGUAAUUUCGGUUGAAGCAAAGCCAGCAAACCGUAGCAAAGCAGUAACAUCUCAAGGAAACGAGUGCUUAGUUUUGUUUCGUAACGCCAUCACCUCAAGUUUUAAUAUCACGGCACAGCGCCCAGCAGAGGUGCAGAAUUAUCAAGUGAAGGUGAAGUUUUUUGGUUGUUGUUGGUAGUGAGUUUUACCGAUUUCACUGCGAAAACAGCGCAGCACGGUGCACUGCGUUACCGGAGAUAGCCAAGUGUUCGCAAAACCACCAAGUGUGAUAGAAAGAAACCGGCCGAACGGAGUUACCAGACACUCCCGACGGCAAUUUGACGCUGACAACGACGGUACCCAGGAUUAUCCUCCAUUCCGUCGCCAAAGCAAUCGGAAGACUGAGGAAGAAGCAGAUCCAGCAGAAAACCGGGAAAGGAGCAGAAGACUGACCACAAGCAACACCGCGGAACAGCAGUCAGUUAGAAGCUGUUUUGCAACGCGUCGGAAAAAAACGCAAGGAUUAAUCCGUCGUGUGAUGUGUUGAAAAGAAGGGCAGAAUAGCAAGAGAAAAAAAGUGUGUCCUGUGUAUCUAGCGAGUGUGUGUGUGUGUGGGUGAAGAAGCAAAAAAGAAAUAUAUAAAAAAGCUAACAAGCUGCCACAGUUAGUUGAGAUGAAAGUGUGACAAAUCGCAUUUGCACGUGGAAAGGUGGUAACACCCUCAUAAGGGAGGAAGUGGAAACGAGUGUGUGUGUGUGUGUGCGAGAAGGAAGAGAAAUUACACAAAAAGGAAGAAAAUAAAAAUCGGUGCCAAAUGAAAUAGCAGUGACAGUGUGCGAUUCCGCGUGCCGUGUAUGUGUCAGUAAGCGAGGCAGUACUAAACUACCCAGUAAGCGGUGUAGGCCUUUCGGUGUGUUGUACGGUGUGUACGAAUAGUGUCAUCACCAUGGCUAUGGCAGCGUGCUAUCCGACCUACGAUCACAUGACCGGCGGCAGCAGAAAUGCAGGCAGCAUCGCGGCACAGCAGCAGCAGCUCCAGCAGCAGCAGCAGCAGCAACAACAGAGCCCAGUUGCGGCCACUAGUCAGCUGCAUCAUCUGUCAUCGCGGCUGUCUGCGGCCGCAGCAGCAGCAGCAGUUGCGGCCGCCGCCUCCAAUAUGGCGGUGCAGAAGGAUUUCAGCAUACCGCUGCACGUCGACUGCAGCGUGGAGUACGAGCUGCCGAACCAGGCGAAACCGCCGGUCGGUGCACGGGUGGAACCGCUGCUGAUGAUCCAUCCGUGCUACUUCCGCAAGAUGGAGAGUCAGCGGCGCAGCCCGUUCAUCAACAACAUGCCAAAUUCGUCCCGUAGCUCUAGUUCGUCGAUUGCGGCCAAGAAUGGUGUUAGUGGCGUUAGUGCGAGCAAUGUUGGUAGCGGUGGUAACAGUGCCAGCAAUGUCGUCAGUGGCACCAGUGCCUCGGUCGAUCCCUCGGUGAUAAAUGGUAGCUGCACGACCGGUGUAAACAACGUCAGCAGCAGCAGCGCCAGCAACAGCAGCCGGCGAAAUGCGGCCCACAAGUCGUCGUCCGCAUCCACCAGCAACCAGUUCCUUCAGCUUCAGCUGGACGAUUACGUUCAGCGCCAGAUGCAUCGCUCGACAGCGGCCAACAGUCAGCAGCAGCAACACUACGGUGCUGCCAACAACACAGUCACUGGUCAUCUGCAGCAACAGCAGCAACAACAACAGCAGCAACAGCAUCAUCAUCAGCAGCACCACAGUCGCCACCAGCAGCAGCAGCAGCAACAACAACAGCAACCUCACCACCAUCAUCACCAAUCGCAGCACCUCGCAGGCCAGUCCUCGAAUCAGUACAACCUCACCAACAACCAGUCCCAGUCUCAGCAGCAGCAGCAACAACAACAAUCUGCUUCUGUAUCAUCCUCCGACUGGGGCCGGUAUCACAUGGGUUCGUCUGAUUGUGCCAGCUCUGGUGGAGCGCCCGGUGGUGGUGCAGGUGUUGUUGUGCGCAAUGGUAGCAGCUACAGCAGCAAAGUAGCCAACGGUUACGGUGGCAACGGGUUAGCUGUCAGCAACAGCAGCAGCAACACCAGCAGUAGCAACACCGGCAACAAUAGCAACAAAUCCAAAAGUGUCACUAGCGCGUCCAUGAAGCGCAACGCAAGUAAUACGGGUAUCAGUCAACACCACCAGCAACAGCAGCAACAGCAACAACAACAGCAACAGCAACAUCAGCUUCAGCAACAGCAGCAACAGCAGCUCCUGAUGCCGGCCAGCUGCGCCGUGUACAACAGCACCGCCAACGGUGUCAGCAGUGGCCUGGUGGAAGGUGGCGGUGCAGGGCCCCGUUGGGGCGACAUCGAGAAGACUUCAAUGGCGGCGGCAGUGCCUCGCGAUUUCCAGGCCGGUCCCGAAUCACUGCCAAUGAAGGCCGGGGUGGUAGCGGCCGCUAACUUGCCUCCCCCGUCCUACCGCAGUGGGGGCAAGCGGGACGCGAUGCUAUCCGGUGCCGGCGGCUGUGCAGUGUAUAGUAAUAAUAAUAAUAACAGUAGUAGUAGUAACCGAAGCCACACCGGUAGCAUCAGCGGUAACAAUACGGCCGUCACCAGCACGACCGGCAUUCCCAGCACGGACCUCAGCCUGUGGGAGGCGGCAGCGAAUGGUGGUGCGGGUAGUACUACCAGCAACUCCACCACCCUGCCGGACAAGAGCUCGAUGACGGCCGCCAUACCGCGGGACUAUCACGCGGCUGGUCCGGAACAUCUCGCGGCUUGCAACAAACUGGCGGCCGCACGUCAACAGCAGCAACAGUACCAGCAACAUCAUCAUCAACAGCAGCAGCAACAACAACAACAGCAGCAGCAGCAACAACAUCACUCGCAACAGCAGCAACAUCGUCAGCAGCAACAUCGCCAGCAGCAGCAGCAGCAGCAGCAGCAUCAACAACAUCAACAACAUCAUCACCAGCAGCAGCAACACCUUCAUCAUCAGCAGCAGCAACAACACCAUCACAACCAUCAGGUUGCGGUGGCGGCGGCUGCUGCAGCUGCCGCUGCGGCCGCCGAAGCCUCGGAGAAGUUGCUGUUUGCGGCCAAAUAUCGGCAGCAUCAGCGAGCUUCACAUCGGCUACAUCCGUACAUGAUGAGCUCCAGCUUCACCCCGCUGAUGACGGCGGCCUUCCCUCCUAUGCAGCAGGUGUCCUGCUACAACGUGUGAUUCUAAAGCGGCCAAGAUGGAAGUGAGCAUACCAGUGUGUGUGUGUGUGGAAGGGAGGUGGAGGGGUGGUGGUGGUAGUUGACGAAAAAAGUGUUUGGUUCCUUCAGAUCGGUCAGAGAGGAUGAUGAUGUUGUUAGAAGGUGACGAGUGAUAAGCUACAUGUGGCCAAUGCGAAAAAAAAACAAAACAGUGAUGUUGAGCGAACGCUGUUGAAGUUGUGUUUUUUUUCUGUUUGUGUUUUUAUUAUUAUUUCAAUUUGGUCGUUGGUCGGGAAAAAUUGCAAGCGACCAUGAACAUAAAAAAAAUCAUGAAAGAUGUCCGUUGAGCGUUGAUGCGUGUGGGGCUUGCCGAUUAAACGACGGUCUGAAGAAAGGAAAAGGUAGCAGACGAAGAUAGGCUAAAAAGGGGUGACAGAACGCCUCGGUUUAAAGCAUGUAUAAAAUAGACAGCAACUUUUUUGUUGCAAAUUUAAAUGUGAUAGUAGUUUUUACUCCCAAAUAACUUCAAGCUAAAAGAUGGAAAAACUGGAGAAAAAAAUCCAAAUCGAAAGACUAGAGGAAAGAAUGAAAGAGGGAAGGAAAAGGAAAAAAAAGCAAAAACAAAAAGGAAAGAGAAGAAGUUAGAAAUAUUUGUGCGAAAUGAAUGGAAAACAUGGAAGAAAAAAAAAGGGAAAGUAGCCAGAAAGAUAAGCAAAAAUCACAUGACGUUCUUUCUGUUUUGUGUUUUUUUUUUGCAUAAUCGAAUAGCAAGCGGAGCCUUUUUGUUGCUAGGUGUUUUUGAGGAUAAACAACAAAAAACGACCGACGUGUCCGACGUAGUGAGUGUUUGGCUUUAAUGGAACGGUAGUACGGGAUAAUAUACAUAUAUCUAUACACAUAUAUCUUAACGAAAAUGGAAAAAAGGGACGAGCAGACAGGAGAAGCAACAUAACUAUCUAGCCUCAAAAUUCCUGACGUUUAUUUUUUUUUUCCUCUUGUUUUCUGUCACCACUACCUUCAGUGAAAGAGAGGGCGUAAACAGUAACUUGCAUGCAUUCAUAUUCAAGCAAAAAUCAACAUCAAAUCAACAAAAGCAACACAAAAAAAACAGCUAAAGAAACGAACAUGUAACCAUUAGACAAAAUAGCGCGAUAAUGCGUAAAGCGAGAACGUACACAAAGAGAAGUGUAGUCAUGAACUGAAAUAAAACGAAGCAGAUUAGCUAAGUUAGCAAAAAACAACAACCAAUCGUAACUAAAAACAAAAAAACAAACCUAUUUGUCUAUGUGUUCCAAAGAAAGAAGUUGAAACAGUGCGAAGGAGUUUUUUUGUUGGGGAAAGGUAUUAAAGAUGCUUACUAAACAGAGAGUGAAAGGUAAAAAAGCAACCAAAAAAAAAAACGGAAAACUGAAGAUAUCACGGUUACACCUAGCGAAAGAAUCGCCAAACGCUAAUCGAAUGGUUAACGCUUUUUUCGGUUCCGUUUUCACUAGUGUGUUGUGUUGGUUUGGUAUUUCGAUUCCAUCGCGUGUUUGUGUCAUUUGCUCGUAAGGUUUGGUUGUUAUCCUUCCACAUGGGGAUGUGUCUCGUUCUCUCUGUGCGUGAAUCCUUUCGUUGUUCGUUUUGCAUGCGUACAAGCCUGUAGAUGUAAAAUUGGUAACGCGUGUUUGUGUUGUUUUUUCUCUUCUUCUUCUUUUGCUCAUAUACUGUUCCGCAACAAAUCAAGGUUAUAACGUUUAUGACGCACGAAUCUAAGCUUUAGCUGAUCUGAACCUGAUCUGAUUCCUCGAUUUUUUUGUUUCUCCGUUGUGAUAGCUGAACAUUGCCAUAUGCCGGGGUUUAGUUUCAUGUUUUUGUUUUAAAUCAUGCACCAAACUAUUUAGAUUUAUGAAUGUGUGGUCUUAAAUAUGUAUCUUCCCGACAAAAAAAAUGUGACUUGUGGCACAGCCCACAUUUUUCACCCAAAAUCAAACGCCUGCUAAUCACGAUUACAGUUGCAUCAUUUGUUUUCUUUAUGUUCCUUAACAUCUUCCCGCAUCUUACGUUUCACCUGUGUUACCACCCCUUUCUGUAAAGUCCGUCAGUCAUAUUUCAUUCGACACUAGUGUGUGGUAUGCAGUAUUGAAUUAUGCUCCCACCCGUCAGCUAAAUAAACUGUUUCCCAGCGAACACACAUUUGUUUGUUGUACCGAAAUCUUGACCAUUCGAUUCCGCUACAUUUAUGAUUUACCAUUUCGCCCCCCCCCAAUGUUUGCUGCUAACGUUUUCGACACAAUAAUAGCCGUGCUAUAUCGAAAAUGGGAGUCGAUGAAGUCGGUAAACUGGUAAAACAAAAUAAAAAAAUAACGCAACUAUGCAUAGACAAAACUGUUAUUGCAUGAACGCUGAAAAUGUAUGCCAAUAAUAGAAGAAAAUAAAUAGCAAAAUCACUACAAACUUAAGCAAAGUAAAGCAAACAAAAGAAAAAAAAACAAACUUACUAAUCAAACCAUACGAAAACGACGUACAACGUUCUUCGAAUGUUGAAAAAUAAAAACGAACUGGACGCUACAAUUGUUAUAGACUCUUUUCGGAUUCCCAGCAACAAAAAAAAAACUACCUAAAUAAUCAAGUAAAGUUAUGAAAACGAUACAGACAAACACACAUACAUACACACACUCAGUACUGCAACAACACACUAUGCAAAUGCAAAGUAUUCAGGUUAGAAAUUAAUGGCAAUUUAAAAUGGCUAAUAAAAAAGAAGAUGAAAAAAAAACUUACACGAAACAGACUACUAACGAAAAGCAGCGGUAAAAAGGAUAAACACUAGUCUAGGCACAUUUGGAAAUAGGUUCGCAUAUGGAACAGAUAAAAUUAAAAUGCAAUGAAAAUUAUAUACUCAGUGACGUACACGCACAGCAAAAAAAACAUAACAAAUACUAAGCAGCAAAAGGAAACUAUAGGAAAGUGAGAAAAGGGGGGAAAAACAAACAACCAUGGCAGACAUUUUUCGGUCGGAAUUGUGACGACGCAAGUGAAACACUAACGAGGAAACGAUUUAUUGGCAAAAUUCGGUACGACGACUAGGCUGACCGCGGUACUGGGCACGGUGAUCAUGCAAAAUGGUGUAUUUUGAUUUUGUUUUUGGGAUUUUAUUUUCAUUUUUGUCUCGGAAAGAUGGCAAACUCUACUGCUGCAAGCGUACACAAGUCUUAUGUAAAAGUAGAAUAGGAUGUAUGCAAAACUAAAGCAUAAACACUAUGAUAACAAAUUGUACGGAUUAAAGAAGAAACAAAACAAACAAACAAACAAAACAGCCACAGCAAGCAACGACACAUACUAGUGUGCAAACCUUAGGCUUUUUGGUGGUCAGUUGUGUCUGUACAUAUUGGACAAGGUGGGACGAAAUGAAUGGGGGGUUUGAUCAAAAAGGGGGCGAGGGUGAAUGAAAAGUAAGACAUGCGUAUCCACACAAACAAACGUACACACACACAUAAACAACAACAAACAUACCGAUCAUACACUCACUCAGUCCGACGGACAUUAAGUCAAAGUUUAGUCAACGCAACUAUUUCACUGGAUAAUAAAACGUGUUUAGUAGGAAAACUAAAACAAAACAAAUCGGUACCGAAUGAGCAAAAAAGCUAGAAAUUCCAAUUUACAGUACCGAAGCUGUGGGAAAAUGUGGGGGUAAAAAACGUGAAAAGUAAAAUGAAAAAAGAAUAAAGGGUGGCGAAGGAAAAGAAAAAAAACAACUGAAACUAGUAAUAGUAAAUAUAAGAAUAAAGUAACACACAAAAAACUGAUAAUAAUAGUAGAGCACGAAUGGGGGAACGAAUGAAAAAAGGAACUGAAUUUAAUGGAGAUAGAGAAAGCAUAGUCAAAUGCAAAGUAAGUGUUGCGCAGGAAAUGGAAAAUGAGAAGGAAAAAAAAAACAAAACAAACGUGUGAUGAUGGGUUUUGAUGAGCAUGGCGCAUGAAGAGACAAGCAGUGAAAACAAGAGACAAGAACGACAGUAAGGAACGGAAAUACGAACACGCAAAAAAGAAAAACAAAAAAACCAAGGACGAGUAGAACGAAAGGAAAUAAAAAUUACAAGUAAUCUGUGUAUAAAUUAUGAUAAUUUAAUUAUUUAAUUAAAGAACAGAAACAAAGAGUAGACAACACAUAAAUACGAAUACAUAAACACAAACACGAAUAACUAACUAACGCAAACUAUACUAGAGACUUUGAAACGCAUCAGUAACACUAAACUGGACCUACACCAUAUACAAACACACAUACAGCAAACGUAUACAAACCGAUACAAAUACACGCCAAAAGACGCAAAGCAGGAAGUAUGAACAUGAGAAAAAAAAACACUGUGGAAAAACGUAAAACCUGAUCGUGCGAAAAUAUGAAAAGAAAAGAAGACAAACAAAGCGAAAAACGCGAUCGUAAUCGCGACGAAGACAGAAGAACUUGGGAGAGCACGUGAAGGGUGAUGUGAUGAUCAUCAUCACCACAAAAGGAGAAAAAAACUGUAUGUAUCGAUAGGAGAAGGAAAGGGAGACAGAGGGGGAUGGGAAGGAUGAUUGGAGAGCACUGGUCGGCGGAAAAGCCGAAGCAAAAUCAAAGAGAAGAAAAUAAUAAUCGCAAAAAAAUGGUUAAAACAAAA